Molecule: messenger RNA, 8565 nt
Organism: Schistocerca cancellata (South American locust)
Lineage: Eukaryota; Metazoa; Arthropoda; Insecta; Orthoptera; Acrididae
Gene: RhoGEF2
Product: rho guanine nucleotide exchange factor 12
Exons: 36
Coding region: 259-5541 (1760 amino acids)
Biological process (GO): G protein-coupled receptor signaling pathway
Cellular component (GO): cytoplasm
Molecular function (GO): G protein-coupled receptor binding; guanyl-nucleotide exchange factor activity
Source: RefSeq, a predicted model, not a curated record
AUGGCUGUCACUUGUUGGCUGUAGAGUGAUGUUCUGCUGAUUUCGGUGUAUAGAAUGUGACGUUUGUGUAGUAACGAGUAUUUUUGUUAAUAUUUAUCGGUGACGGAUUGAUACCAGCUGGUGUUGCGAAUAUUUGACAGUGUGCAGUGCUCGUACAAGGAAGUGUUAAUUGUGUUUCUGUGUAACUGGAAGUUUUCGCAUUGCAUUUAUAUGUGGGUGGUUUGAUGUGUGUGAUGUUGAAGUGACUUGUUUGCUGCCAUGGAUAAUCCAACGUACGGUUUCCCCGAAAGGGCAGGGGGCGUGUCGCCGGGGCUGAGCAACGGCCCCUCGCUCCGGCGCGCGCAGCUCGGCCGACCCGGCAGCGGAGGCGGCGGCGGGGGCGACUGCCCGCCGCAUACCGUCACCAUCAUCGUCACCAAGGACGACAACAACAGCUACGGCAUGAAGAUCUCCGGCGACAAGCCCGUCUACGUCCAGUCCGUCAACGAAGGUGGCGCCGCCGAGAGGGCCGGCCUGAACGCUGGAGAUACCAUCGUGAAGGUGAACGGUGUCAACGUGAUGCAGUCGACGCAUGUACAGGUUGUGGAGCUCAUCAGAUCGUCGACGAGGGUGGCGCUGACGGUGCGACCAGCGCCGACGCGCCCCCUGACGCUGGGAAUGGCGUCGCCACGGCCGCUGCACCACCACCAUUCGGCGCCCGCGCGCAACGAGCGCAUCACGCCGCCACAGCCCGUCGACGUGAUGAAGCAGCGCGAGGUGGACAGCGAGCGCGUGCACACGCUGCGGCUGAUGCUGGAGCAGGAGCAGAUGUACGUGGAGAAGCUGCGCAGCGAGCUGGCGCGCGCGCACGACGCCAAGCUGGUGGCCGACCUGCGCAAGGCCGAGAACCACGUGCGCACGCUCGAGGCGCAGAUCGCCGCCUUCUCCGCCGGCGGCUCCUCGCCCGGACACCCGUACGCUCUCCUGUUCCCCUCACCUACCUGCAACUCCCCUUCUCCCUCCACCCCAGCCUGCCAGGAUGUACCACCGCCCCUUCCAUCUCGUAACCGCCCUCUCACCUUAUCUACACCCCCUCCCCCACCCCGCCACACUGCCGCAACAGCCUUGCAUUGUUCUGAAGGGGGUGGUGACGUUCAGCCAAUAGAAAGCCUCAGUAACGCGCACUUGUCACCGACUAACAAUUACCUGUCUGGCCAUCAGAUUCCAGCCCUAAACACACACCAUCGAACGAAAUCGAGUCCUGAUCCUUUGAAUAUUCAGAAUUUAUCUCCUGCAGAAGCUUCCAGGCAAUUAAUAGCCUCGGAGUCUAUGCUAGACCUUUCAUUUGCUUCCAAGCGAUCGAAGAGUACUGGAAGUAGUUGUAAUAUGGAGUCUCCAAGAGCCACACCUCCUGGUACUCCUCCUCCACCCUAUGGUGGGAGUUCAACAAAUAUUGAAGGAUCUGAUGCACCUUUCCCAGCAGAAGAUGACAGUCACCCACAUAGUGAGACACCAACAAAUGAUGGAGAUUCACCAUCGGUUCGAAACAGCUGCCAGUAUGCAACCAUUGUACAGCAAGAACGUAUUAUAUCGAUGGAAGAUGACGAUAUGUCAGACCAAGAAGUUGGUCAUCUGGAAGAUCAUGGGCCCUUUAAGAGCCUCAGUACACUGAGGGACUAUAAAGCGCAUUUGGCAGUAUUUCUAAACUAUUUACGUUCUAACAGUGAUUGUUCAAGCCUGCUUUUCUAUUUGAUCACUGAUAUUUACAAAGAAGGAAAUGCCAAAGAAAUGAAGAAAUGGGCAUAUGAGAUCCAUUCAAGUUUCCUUGUACCUAAUGCUCCUCUCACAUUAAGCACUGUUGACGAGAAUGUGCUGAGGGAAAUAGAUGAAGUGUUGUUAAAGGAAUCUGACAAAGAAGAAAUCCUUAGAAAAGUUUUCUGGAAGGCACGACAAAAAGCAAAAGAGGAACUUAAUGAGCAGCUGGCAGAUUUUCAGCAGAAGAGAACAGCUGGACUGAGUUCUUUAUUUGGAGCACAGGAAACACAGCUCCAUGACUGUAUUAAUGACAGGAACAAGGAGAUGGAGAUAGCCAAGGAGAUACUUCUCUCUAUUAUGGAAUCCUACAAAGAGGACCUAGAGAAGGAUAAUGUGGACAAUCGGCGUUUCACAAUGGCUGCUGCAAUGGCAACAGUUAUGACCAAAGUAUUUAUGCUUCGUGGACCACAUUUAAGCCCUCUCCUGGAGAGAUGCCCAACAUUUGUUUCAAAAGACAAGUCACUGAAAUCAAGACUGAUAGGAAAAUCAAGGAAGUUGACAAUCAGAGGACAUCACUUUGUUGCUCAUCAGUAUUACACUGUUACACGAUGUAAUGCAUGUGAUAAUAUCAUUGGAGGUAUUGGUCCCCAGGGUUACCAGUGUACAGAUUGCUCGUACAAUAUACACCGUAAUUGUGUUAGAGAUUUUGAGGAACAUUGUCCAGGGCCUGCACCUAAGAAGGAUAAAACAAAUGACCGGAUAAGCAAAGUUAUGGAGAUAAUCAGGACUGGGAGAGAAACAAAACGAAAACCAAGUUCAAUUAAUUCAGCCCACAUCGAACGUGUCAGGAGGUCAGGAGAUGAUGAAUCCUUCUCGUCUGAGGCUGAAAUGGGUUCAGGAGCAGCAGGCGAGCGCCCGGCUGGCGGCGCGGGCCGGCGACCGGACCCCGUGCGAGAGAGCGAGGAGCGGGCAGACGCGGCGGCGGCGGCAGCGGCGGCGGCCGUGGCCACGGGCGGCACCACCGUGGUCGGGGGUGGCGGGGGCGCGCCCCACCAGCGGCACUCCCACCACGAGGACGACGACGGCCGCCUGCACCACGACCUCACGCAACAUGCUCCCCGGAAACCGUCCAACACGACCAUCAACAGGUCGGAGAGCUACAAAGAACGCGUUCAGAAGAGGCAGCUGCGAGAGCGGCGGAAAACGAGUGAUCCGAACCUCUCGAAGACUAAUGAUGUGGAGGUUGAAAGUCAGGGUCUUUCGUACAAUAACUCGGGAAGUUCCUCAAAUUCCAGUCUUUCAACAAGCAUAUUGGAACGUAUGGACGUGUGCAGGAGUCUGGACAGCCCGAGCAACUCGCUGGAGGCAGUGUCCGGUGGUCAGGCAAGCGAUACUCUGACGCUGACUCCACCUGCACCGUGUUCGGACAGUGGCAGCUCUGCUCCCCUGGAUAGCGACCUGGAAGCAGAACCUGAUCCCCCUGAUUGGAUGCAAGGGGUUGAGGAAGAAGUGCUGCAAAACCUUUCACCAAGGGAGAAGAAAAGACAAGAGGUUAUAAAUGAGCUGUUCCAUACAGAAAGAUCUCAUGUUAGAAAUUUAAAGGUGCUAAAUCAAGUAUUUUAUCGUCCUAUGCUUGAAAAUCAAAUUCUCCCACCUGACCAAAUACAACUUCUAUUUUCAAAUUUGGAAGAGGUGCUAGAAAUCCAUAGUCAAUUCAACAAUGGUAUGAAAAGAAAACGUUCUGAGAGCCCAGUUGUUGGAGAGUUGGCGGAUCUUCUUCUUAGUAUGUUUGAUGGCCCUUCGGGGGAGAACUUCCAAAGAGCUGUGGCAAAGUUUUGUGCUCGGCAACAAAUUGCCCUUGAAUCGUUGAAGGAAAGGCGGCGGAAAGACAGCAAACUCAACAGCUUCCUUAUGGAUGCAGAGGGAAAUCCCUUGUGCAGGAGGCUACAACUAAAGGACAUCAUUCCUACAGCAAUGCAGAGGCUCACAAAGUAUCCUCUGCUUUUUGAGAGUCUGGCAAAGUACACAUCAGAAAGUUCUGAUGAAGUUUCAGGAGUCCAGCGUGCAGUUGAAAGAAGUAAAGAAAUUCUGAACCAUGUAAACCACGCUGUGCGUGAGGCUGAGGAUAACCAGAGGUUAUUAGAUAUACAGAAAAGGUUAGACAAAUCAGGGUUUGAGAAAGUCGAUCACCCAAUGGCUGGAGAGUUCAAGAACUUGGACCUGACAAAACAUAAACUUAUUUAUGAAGGCCCUCUUAACUGGAGGAUCAGUAAUCGCCAGAAGCUGAUAGACCUCCAUGUGCUGCUGUUGGAUGAUGUUAUAAUUCUCCUGCAGAAGCAGGAUGAAAAGUACUGCCUCAAAUUCUACAACACAAUAACUAGUGGCAGCAGUGAACGAAUGCCCACUCUCAGCCCAGUCAUCAAGGUCUCAACAGUGCUCGUCAGGCACAAUGCUGUCGAUCAAAAUGCCCUGUACCUGGUAAAUACUUCACAUAAUGGAGCGCAGAUUUAUGAGCUGGUGGCGGCAACACCUAAUGAGAAGAAGACGUGGUUCAGACACAUAUCUGAGGCAGCGGAGGCGUAUAAGACGAGGGAUGGCAAGGGGCGCCGACCCGAGCCACCACCGGCUGCUUCCAGUGGACCACCUGAUGCAGAGGGUGCUGAUGCAACCAAAGAAAAUGAUGAAAGCUUGUCAGAUAGUACUAAAGAUGCAGAAGCUGCGGGUCAGUCAGCAACUGCAGCCACUUCCACUAGUGAAUCGGAAGGUGCCACAGCAGCUGCCCCAGCCCAGCAGCCUGCUGGUGCACAAGCUGCGUCACCAUCUGCAUCGCCCGGUGCAGAACUGGACCCACAAGCUGCCCUCUCCAGGAAGAUGGGCGAGCGUGGGCCCUCCCCGACUCCAGGUCCGGCCCCUACCAUGUCUCCAUCACCUGGAGCCAUGCGUCGGCGGCAUGAACCGGUACGUCUGACAACAGAGGAGAGCCCACUGGUGCAACCAUGUGAGGUCAUCGUCUCUCACCGACCAGUCUUAACAGCUGAACCUGUCAUCAUGCCCAUAGAGAAGCUACGCCGGAAGGAUGAAGAAAUCAGAUUAGCACUAGAUGAGAAACGGCAUUUGGUAGCUGACAUUCUCAAUAUUCCAAAAGAGGAGUUUGACCACAUAGCUGAAAUGGCCGCAGAACCUGCUGCUCACAAAGAGGGUGCUGAACUAGCACUCGCCGCCAUAGCUCAAGUAAAUCAGCUGACAACAGCACUUAAUGAAGCAUUGCGAGUAACAGAGGAUGAAGUUGUGCGUCGGAGUGGCCGCAUUCCCACAAUUGCUGCACACAGUGUCCAGGGGCCCGCCACUUCCCUCAGCUCUCUACUUACGCAGAUACUUAAAUUGGUGAAAGAGCAGGAAGAGGAGAAAGAGAGAUUGAGGAGGGAACUACAGAGGUUACGAGAACAAGUGCAUGUCAUGCACGAAGCUCGACGACGUAAACACAACCACCCAAAUGGAUCGGACAAUCCUGGCAACAUUUUGGUACCAUUAUCACAGCCUGAGAGCUGUGUAACAGUUAGCAGUCACAGCGAGGAUGAUACUGGUUGUCAAAGAUUGGAUAUCAAAGAUGAAUGUGAUGGAGAACCAAGAACAACUUCAGUUGAGCCGAUUGAUGACCCAGCAAGUGAUUUAAGUUCUGAGGUGUUUGUUGACGCACUAUCUGGAGAGGCAGAGAGCCAACUGGAAGCAGAGGCUGUUGUGGAGACAACAGCGGAGGCCACUGCUCUGGAACUAGAGUCCGAUGUGGAACGCCCUCCUGUGAUAUGAAACAGAUUGAUUGUCGUGUGUGUGGCAAAUCUGGGAGUAUGUGCUUCCCUAGGCACUUGCAUUUGCAGUGAUACUGGAUAAACGUACAACUACUCGUGGACAUUGUCUGCAAGGGUUAUAAAAUGACACGUGCUGAUAUUAAAACAGAGCUUAAAAUAUUUUAAUGUAAGUUGAACAUGUUUUGUUCUGUUACCACUGUGAGCUUGUUAAGUUUCUAUGCUGUAAGUGACAGAAUUACACUGGUUCAUAAUAUAACAGCACAGUUAUUAUACUAUGGUAGAGUUAUAAUUUUGUAAAGCAGAGAAACUGAAAAAGAUUUCUGUGCAUUACACGCAGACUGUAGCAUGUCAUUAUUGUCCACUACCUCAGAGAUAUAAGCUGUUUAUGCAGCAUGCAGAUUUCACUUUAGGAGUGGAAUCCAGAACUUUUGUUAAUGUAAUUUCUUCUCUGCUCGCAGCCAGACAAGACUGCUGUUACUUUCUGGGACAGUCUUAUUCUUACAGUGUCUACAUCGUUUCAUAACAUGGAAGAUGCAAAUUAUGAAAUGUGUUGCUUCAAGAUAAUGUGUGAAACACUGUCAAUGACAGGGGUUUAAGGAGUAGGGUAGUGAAAACCCAGAUGUAUUUUUAUUCAUGUUUGUGAUAAAGUUCUAUCUGUAACUUCCACUGUGAUUGCUGCACACUGAAAAAGAGGAGAGAAAUCCGAAAUCACAUACUAAAAACAAAAAGUGUUAAAGUUUCCUGCAGUGGAAGUCUAAACUGUAGACUAAGGGAGAACAGACAGUACGCCUGACACUAUAUUCGGCCUAGUAGAAUUGUGAUGGUUAGUUGGUACAAGAAAUUUGUGGAAUAUACAGUAUAUUUGUAUGUGUUGAAUUUGUUCAAUACUGUCAACUCCAUUGUGAAUAUUUUACCUACUUUCAGCUUCCCAUUCCAAAAACUAAAUGGGCAUGUAAUUUAUUAUUGUAUUAUAUAUAAAAGUGAUAAGCAUAUAAUUUAAGAUGUUAAACAUUUGGUUAUUUAUAUGAAAAUAUUAGCUAUUUUUAGUUUAUGGGAAUUAUUUGUCCUUAAGAGUGAAAUGCUGUACAGUAUUCUGGUGCAAUAGAAUCUUUGUCAUUAAAACAAAAGUGUAGUCAAUCAAAAUGAAUUUCUCCCAUUUCACAUGAACAAUUUUUUGUUGGUUGCUAUUCUGUAAAACAUGAAAAAUUUCUACUUACUGUGGCCUAUGCCUUGCUUUAAUUUCAUAUUAUAUUGCAACAUUUACAAAACAGCUGGAAGUAUCCCACAAAGCUCCAUUGUUAAAUUUACAAUAAUGUUGAGUGAGCCAUGUAGAACAAAACCACUAAAAUUUUUCAUUGUUGGAAAAUUGCUUUCUGCUGUUGGAAAAAUAACAUUUUCUACGUGUGAAUUAUUCUGGAAAUUUACAUAUUAUCAUUGCUUGCUAGUGGAAAUCAGUUAUGUACACACUACAGCAUUUUUAGAAGUUGUAAAAUUACAUUGUCCCAAGUACUAACAAAACCUACAGAUCAGAAUAGUGUCAUUAUUCCAAUAUCCAUAUUGAUUGUACGAGCAAUGGAUUUGUUAAGUCAUUUUCUUAAUAAGCAUCAAAAUUUCAUAAUAAAAACAAGUAACUUAUAAAAAGUGGAAACUGGUGCACUCAGCUUACGGUACUAGUUUUUUAAGAUUAUUUUUGUACCAGAUACAUGUAAGUUUUUGUAUUUUCAUAUGAGUCAAUUCCUUGCAAAAGUUCAAACAAAAAAAUAGAAGCUGACAUAGCUGAUAGUGUGACUUUCAGAAAAUUCGUAGACCAAUUAUAUUUUAUUUUGAAAUUUGAAAUAUCUGUGCUCUUUGUUGCAUUACUGUUGUACCAAAUGAUGUGACUUCCAGAAGUGUUAAAAUGGCAUUUAAUUAACAAAGAAACAUUUAAGCCAGCACAAGACCAUAUAUAUCGUGUAUCAAACCGUAAUUUUCUUGAGUAUUAUAAAUGCAGAUACAAAGCCACCACUGUGUGCAAAGGAUGAAUUUCCAGGUUGUGCUGCGUUUGCUAAUAAUGCUACAGCAAGUACUUCUAUGGUUUCAUACUAUAUGAAUUACCAGAGAAAUGUAGGACAAAUAAUCGAGAACAAUGGAUUUUUCCCUACUUGUAACAUUAACUGCCUAGUUUGAAUAUCAGCAUUGCUUACUAUUGAUCAGCCAAAUUUUUGCCAAGAUGCCUUGCAGAUGUAAUAAGGAAAAAAUUGUUUUUGUACUAGAUACUAGUCAAUCUGGAAGUCUGUUCCAGAUACCUAACUACAAUUAUGUUUCACAGAAGUGUAUCAUGAACACAUCCCUGUUUGGUAUUGAAAAUGCUUUGGGACAUGUGAAAUCUGAAAUGAACAGUUGUGAAAUAGUCUGAGCUACUGUUUUCUCGUGUUUACAGAGGGGGAAAGUUUGUGAAACACAUUGUGGUAUCUUUUUAAUAUUUUGCUUUACAUGACUAAUUUAAUUUUGCAGUCAGGGACCAUGGAAUUAUGUGAACAGUGACUAAACUAUCCAGUCAGUCUCGUGUGUUGAGAAGUGCAAAUGUAUAAGCAAGUGUUGCUUUUAAACAAAGUUGUAUUUAUUUUAUUGAGCUUCAUGUGAUAAAUACUUCCUAUUUAAUUUUAAUAUAGAACAGUCUCUAGCAGUCGAUUGAAAAGUUUCCUCCCCAUAAAACUGUGUAAUAUUAUAUUUGUGUACAGAAAUGCAGUUGUAUAAUCUGUCUUUAGUUGUUUUGUAUAUUUCUGUUUAGCCAGUUGUUAAAAGUAACUGCACAUUGUUACCACAGCAAAAUAAAUAAUGUAUGUUGUAUUUUAAGCAAAACUUAGAAACCCAUAACAUUUAGUGUUGUCUCAUUAUACAGGACAAGAAAAACAGGAAUCCAUGCAGCAACUAAAUAUUAACUAAAUCUUAAAUGCAGUAAUAUAAAUCAAAUACCCUCAUAUGUUAUAUUCUAGUAAAAAGUGUACAUAAGAGAAACAAAAUAAAAUAUAUUGCUACAUCUGAA